Aspergillus oryzae RIB40 is the source of this 1023-nucleotide messenger RNA. Its product is annotated as SEC14 family lipid-binding protein. The record is from RefSeq and is a predicted model, not a curated record. The transcript is spliced from 4 exons. Bases 1 to 1023 code for a protein of 340 amino acids. Lineage: Eukaryota; Fungi; Ascomycota; Eurotiomycetes; Eurotiales; Aspergillaceae.
AUGCAUAGCCUUAACGCGGAUGAGGCAGCUGCCCUGGCCACAUUCAGCCAGCUAUGCAUCGAACAAGGCCUCUUGAAACGACCGAGCGAAUUAAGUGGAAACGAUGUUGUCGAUGGAAUCAACGAUGAGACAGCGUUGCUACGCUUCCUCCAAGCACGGAGAAUGAAGCCGCACGACGCUCUCAAGCAGUUCCAGGAAGCGACUGCAUUCCACGCGGAGAAAAAUGUGCACGCAUUCUACAAUGUCAUUUCAGUGGACGAUUAUGAAGAUACGAGGCGAUUGUACCCUCACUGGACCGGUCGUCGUGACAAACAAGGCCAACCCAUCUUGAUGAUCGAUUUAGCUUAUCUGAAGAACGAGGCCAUGACUCGAUGGAGACAAACUCGCAAUAUACCAUGUGCGGAUGCAUCAGCGACUUCAUCUCCCGAUAUGGCACAGCGUGUCUGUGUUUUUCACGAUAGCCUGACGCGAUUUAUCUUGCCGCUCUGUACAGCGAUGAAUGAUCGGCCGGACAGUUCUAUUCCAGUGACGAAGUCGACUUAUCUGGUCGAUGGGUCUGCGCUAUCGUUGAAGCAGGUGUGGGAUAUGAGAGAUUUUGCACAGGAAGUUAGCUGGAUCUUAGCGACUUGCUAUCCUGAAACGAUUAGCCAUAUUAUUCUCUGCAAUGCCCCGUCCUCGUUUGCUAUGAUGUGGAACAUUGUUAAGAACUUCGUGGAUCCUCGAACAGCAGAGAAGCUGGUGGUUUUGAAAUCGGCCGAGGUGUACUCCACAUUGGAAAAAUGCAUCGAUCACGUCAACAUUCCCAAACAAUUCGGGGGGGAAUUUGUUUUCCAAAACGGCAUGCUUCCUGAUCUGGAUGAGGGCAUUCGUCAGACUCUAUCUUGGAUUAAUUCCGAGAGCUCUCUUCCUCCUGGACCUCUAAAGUGGAUCGAAGAUGGGGAAGAUAGAAAAGCAAUAGCGACAGGGUGUGUCGGGGGUAUUGAAAGAACUGAAGAGAUUGCUGUUCUUAGAAAGCUAAAGUAA